AUGGGACUACUCGACAUUAUCAAAUCAUUCAAAUCUAAUAAUGGACGUGAAAUUCGGAUUCUACUACUUGGCCUUGACAACGCUGGCAAAACGAGCAUUCUGAAGCAAUUAUCGGCUGAAGAAAUCACGAAUGUAACCCCGACUCGAGGAUUCAAUGUGAAGAGUGUGGUCACAAAUGGAGAUAUUCGACUGAAUGUUUGGGAUAUUGGAGGCCAACGAUCGAUUCGACCAUUCUGGAGCAAUUACUUUGAAAAUACUGAUGCACUGAUCUAUGUGAUUGAUUCGAGUGAUCGACGGAGAUUCGAUGAGACGAGUGUGGAGCUUAUGGAACUGCUGGAUGAAGAAAAACUGAGGUAA
This is a messenger RNA of Cylicostephanus goldi, 357 nucleotides long. The record is from the annotation of a GenBank genome assembly. NCBI's taxonomy places the organism in Eukaryota, Metazoa, Nematoda, Chromadorea, Rhabditida, Strongylidae.